ACUACGAUUCCCGCCAUGCAUCGCGAUGGGACGGCAGGCGGCAGAUCUGCCCACAAUGCCACAAGGAUCAGAUUUCCAGCAGACAAGGCCAUGGGCAGGAAAGAUGCUAUUUUAACAAACCAUUCAGAAGGGGAAGGCGAGAGAAGGACAAGAGACCUGCAGCAGCUCAGUCACUCCGACUCCACUGUCCAGCUGAUCCCUAGAACACAAAGACAAGGUGGCGCUAGACACCAUUAUCUGGAGGAGAUACAAAGUAACACAGACAAUAGACACAUACAAACUGUGAAUCUGCCAUCAUGUCUGAAAGUGUUAUAUUCAAUAACUGUCUCUGUGGUUAGUGAUAUAUUCAAUAACUGUUCUCUGUGUGAUGAGAGGAAAUCUAAAAUCCCAGCUUCCAGGAGGCUGCUGCUCAAGACUCUUAUGCUUGCGAAAGCCACAGAAGACCUAGAAAAAGAGAUAAGAGAAACUCAAGAGGAAAAGGAAAGUACUCUGUCAGAGAAGGUCCCCCCCUUAAAGUGCAAUGGGCUGAGCCUCCAGGAGUUACAGCAAUUGUGCAUGAAACUUCACAGACAGAUUGACGUGGUGGAUGAAGAGCGCUAUAAUAUUGAAGAAAAAGUCAAAAAGAAUGGUCUGGAAAUUGACAGCUUAAAUCAGAAAAUUUUUGACCUCAAGGGAAAAUUCAAGCGCCCCAACCUGCGCAGAGUCCGAAUUUCCGCAGACGCCAUGCUUAAAGCCCUGCUGGGUUCCACACACAAGGUCUCCUUAGAUCUGAGGGCCAACCUGAAGUCCGUCAAAAAGGAGGAGAAUGAGAAAGAAAAGACGGUCGAGGUUACUGAUUGGCGUAAAAACAUUGAAGCCAUGUCCGGCAUGGAAGGCAGAAAGAAGAAGUUUGACACUAGUAAUGCAUAAGAGAGGAGCAGAUUAUACAGAAGGAAAGAAGAAGAAGAGGUAUUUUAUGUUUUUGAGAACCUGAAACUUUAAGUCCGAGCGUUUUUCAGUCCAUUGCCGCUUGUGUCUUCCCGCAGCAACUCAGCACUUACGUAGUAAAAAGGUCAAAUAUUCUACAGCUGUGAUGGUAAAGGCUUUGUGUCACCUUUGCAACCAGUUUUCUUUUUUUGUUCCAUAGUGCCGAUGUAUCUAAAAAGAUAAAUAAACUUUGUCAUAGG
Hyla sarda is the source of this 1166-nucleotide messenger RNA. RefSeq names its product troponin I, slow skeletal muscle-like. Gene Ontology annotation, biological process: muscle contraction. The transcript has 12 exons. The record is from RefSeq and is a predicted model, not a curated record. The coding region runs from base 16 to 909 and encodes 297 amino acids. Gene Ontology annotation, cellular component: troponin complex. Lineage: Eukaryota; Metazoa; Chordata; Amphibia; Anura; Hylidae.